CAAAGUCCUCGCCGGCGAUAUACGAACCCUAGAUUCCGUUAGCCGUCGAUCAUCCAGCAAUGUCGUCGUUCAAUCCAUUCUCUACCCCACAGCGACAUCAGCAGACACCUCAAUCACCGUUUCAGACUCCGCAACAGACGCCUCAGCCGCAGAGCAUCUCCUUCUUCUCUCAUCCGCAACCGCAGCAACAGCAACCACCGUCGUUUCAGCCGCAACAGUUCCAGCAGCAGCAGCUGUAUUUGUUCACGAACGAUCAAGCUCCGGCGAGUUACAGCACCGAAUGGACUGAUCUUCAUCCCGAUUCUCAGAAACUUCUCCUUGAGAUUGAAAAGAAGAUACUGGAGUACAGUAGUGAAAGCCAGAGGUUAGAUCAAUGCAAUCGUCUUGACGAUUUGUCUCUAUCCAGUGAAGGCUUUGGGUUUGAUGCAAGCCGCAUUGUUCAGGAGCUUGGUGGGAUUAAUACUACCAUGGACAGACAGAAAGCUGUUCUCCACGAGCUUAUGUUGGCUGUUAAAGAUAUGUUUCGUAACUCAGAGGUUGCUGUUGGGUCUUUCAUGAUGCUACAGCCAAGAUCCCGACGUUCUAAACCAGGAGGAGGAGGAGGAAGAGGAGCUGUUGUUGUUAGUGGUGGUGAUUCUCAGCAACCUCAGGCGCAGGGAGUUAACUCAGCUCCAGCUUCCUCUGGUGAACAACAAGCAGUUCAAGUUUCUUACUUUUACCGUGGGAUCCCUAAGAAGCCUACAGCUUUUCUUCUCCAAACAGUUGUGAGAUUUGAGAAGUAUCUUGGCCAGUGCCGGCAAUGGGUUGAGGAGCUGGAGCAGUUACUUGCUUUGGAUUCUGACAAGUAUAAUCGACAUGUUUUAGUUUUGGAAUCUCUUCCGAAUGUCAUGUCUAAUGUGCAUGCCUUCUUUGUUCAUGUGGCUGCUAAGGUAGAGAAUAUUCACCAGUACAUUGAAUCGAUGAGAACAGCGUAUCUUGCUGACCAGCGACGGAGAGGAGAAUGCAAUGAUCCGUUUCUUGAGGCUGAUCGAAGGGAAACAGCGAAACAGGAAGCUGCUGCUAAGAGGGUCCACCCAACUCUCCAUCUACCUGUUGCUACUAGUACAAGAACACAAGUUACUGGGUUUAUUAAUAACUCAGCGACUCCAGGGUCUUCAAAUGCUCCACAAACACCUGCAGCCUUACCAAGGUCAGGAGCUGGCUUGUUUCCUGACACACCUGCUUCAGCACCUUCGUCUUCUCUCGUUGCUACACCAGUUAGACUAGUUUUCGGUGCUCCACCAGCUUCUGGAUCUUUGUUUGGCCCGCCAUCUCCAUCAAAUCCUGCUACGCCUCCACAGUUUGCAGGUCCUUCACCUGGUUCAGGAGCCAAGUUCAGUUCUCUGACAAGACCUUCCAGGUUCAAAUCCCGAACUUCACGACGUUAGACAAAAGCCUUGAGUUCAUCGUGUUUCACUUGCUGGUUUGGUGAAAGUUGAAAAACAGAUCACUCAUUCAUUGAAUUGAUGAUUGUAUGUUCUCAAAAGUAGAGUCACAGGGAACAAAAGUGAAUAGUGUAUCAUCUAGAAAGUGUUAUUGUCUUCAUGAAGAGGACGACAUGUUUCUCUUGAAUAUAUCAAUCUGUGAAUAUUUUACCUAACUA
Brassica rapa (field mustard) is the source of this 1642-nucleotide messenger RNA. RefSeq names its product nuclear pore complex protein NUP58. The record is from RefSeq and is a predicted model, not a curated record. Gene Ontology annotation, biological process: nucleocytoplasmic transport. Gene Ontology annotation, molecular function: structural constituent of nuclear pore. Gene Ontology annotation, cellular component: nuclear pore. NCBI's taxonomy places the organism in Eukaryota, Viridiplantae, Streptophyta, Magnoliopsida, Brassicales, Brassicaceae.